CACCGUCACCGUAUUUAUUUUUUAACGGCUGCGAAUAUACAAGUAUAGGAUUUAACGCCAUUCAGCCAGUCACUGUUCAGCCAACGCACGGUAGACAUUUGCGACGCGCACGCGAAUCGACGCGUGCAAUUCGAAUUUCAAAUCGCGAAAUUUAAAAAGUCAUACGUUCCAUUUCCCGCCUUCCAUUCAAAUAGUGCAAAUAUGCCUAAGAAAAAAUAGAACGAUAGCAUCAACUGAAGUUUUUUUUUUUAAAUUGUGAACUAAAUAGGUAAUGUGCUAAAGUUUAAACCGUCAAAUUGUGCUGAUGACAUUGCGGCCCGCAUAGUGCCGAUUGUAUCUGUGAUAAGAAGCGUUGUGAAACUUCCUAUUUUACGGUGUUGUCAAAACUUUUUUAACAUUUUGUGAAGUUUCGUGAACUUUUUCGCGAAACGCUGUAACAAACGAUCUUUAUGAUAGGUCCAUAUAUGAAGUGUCAACAUUUCUACCCCAAACAUUAUGAUUUACAAAUGGAUAUUAUGAUAAGAGUGAAGUGUUGUCAAGAAACUAAAAAUCCAAAGUGACGAAGUGGUGUGGUGUCUGUUCUGCUGCGUUCCGUUGCUCUCGUUCCUUAGCUGUAUCUAACCUUACUCCAAGAUGUCUGACAAGACGACAUCGUCUGUUGGCCCUAGAAGCUUUGAAACCAUCUCGGAAGAGGACGGCGAGUCGCCUUGGGAGAAACUCUUGGGAGAUGUGAAAUCUGCUGUUCCUACGAUAACAAAAACAAACGCAUCCAGUGGAACGAUUUCGAGAAGUGGUGAUGAGAUUGCCCUUCCUGCGGGGAUCGAUUUAGAAGCUAACAAGUUAACGCGUUCAAAAAGUCUGAAUCAACGAAGAAAUAGCAGUGGUCUUCUUAGUACAAUUCCUCGGCAGCUACGCCUGUCUCUCAGAGGUGUGCGGAGCGAGCCUUCCAGUGUCAAAGACGUUCCUACCCAUACUAGAAACGAUAGUGCCUUAAACCUUCUUCUUAGAUACCGUAAUGCCCGAUAUGCUGCAAGACGUGUCCGAAAGCGCGUCAUCUUCAAGCACGGCGACUGCAACGUCGUCCAAUGGAACGUGGCCAAGCGCAGGCGCCGAUACCUCCAGGACAUAUUCACUACCCUCGUGGACGCACAAUGGCGCUGGACGCUGCUCGUGUUCGCUCUCUCUUUCAUCCUCUCUUGGCUCCUCUUUGCCCUCAUCUGGUGGCUGAUCAUCUUCACCCACGGCGAUCUCACCCCUCCCGUAAACUCUUCCGAACCAUUCGUACCUUGUCUCAAUAACGUCAACUCCUUUACCGGUUGCUUCCUCUUCUCAGUUGAAACCCAACAUACUAUUGGAUAUGGAUCUCGAACUACCAAUGAAGAAUGUCCUGAAGCAAUAUUUGUCAUGUGCCUUCAAAGUAUUGUCGGUGUUUUUAUUCAAGCUUUUAUGGUGGGAAUAGUGUUCGCUAAAAUGUCUAGACCUAAAAAACGAACCCAGACCCUGCUUUAUUCCCGGAAUGCUGUGAUAUGCCUACGAGAAGGCCAACUCUGUCUCAUGUUCCGCGUGGGUGACAUGAGGAAAUCUCACAUAGUCGAAGCACACAUAAGAGCGCAAAUAAUUCGCCGCAAGAUUACAAGAGAGGGGGAGUUGUUGCCGUUUUAUCAACAAGAGUUGAAGGUUGGGGCUGACGGGGAGGAAGAUCGGUUGAUGUUCAUUUGGCCGAUGACAAUAGUGCACAAGAUCAAUGAGAAAUCGCCGUUAUACAACUUGUCUGCUUCGGAUAUGUUGAGAGAGAGAUUCGAGAUUGUUGUUAUGUUAGAGGGUGUCAUAGAGUCAACUGGGAUGACAACUCAGGCCAGAAGCAGCUACUUACCAUCCGAGAUCCAGUGGGGCCACCGUUUUGAAACCAUGGUGUCAUUCCGAAAAGAUACAGGGGAAUAUGAGGUGGAUUACACGCGAUUCAACAACACAUACGAGGUGGACACGCCGCUGUGUUCCGCUAAACAACUCGACGAGUUGCGAGCCACGGUCUCCACUUCGCAGAAACUGGAUCGUAUGCUAGGCACCAUUCCAAAAACAUUCUCGAAUGACACACUAGACAUGAGCUCUGUUGACUCAAUAUCCCUGGACGAGCAUAUUGAAAUCAAGAUUCCUGAAGCGAGAGUUAGAGAAAACCGACUCAUGGCUCAGAACAACUUCGUACAGAAUAUCAACGAAAAGCCAAGAAAUACGAGUCACACACACUUAGCAGUUGAAAACGGUCUAGAGAUAUUAAAUAAUAAUGCUCCAAUAACUGAUGUAAGGGAUAAGGAACACGGGCACAUGCACAGAAGUCACAGUCACGCCAGUAUGAAGAAGCAUCAUGGCCUAACUCCGAAUGGUAUUAACCAUGCGGGGAAUGGGCAUGAUCACCAUAAAAUCAUUAAAUCACCCAGCGAGAAUCACAUAACAGAGAAGAACGCAGCGGCUCCAGUCAUUCCCAUCCUCGUGACGUCAGCGGAGGCCGACGCCUGACGCGUGCGCGCUGCCCAGCCCGCGCGCUGCCCGGCGCGCCCGAGGACCUCACACGUGCGCUUCUGCGACCACCGCGCUGGUACUGUUGAAGUAGAUAACCACGCGAACCCUUGAAAUCGAUGGCUUUUAGCCCUUUUUCGUGGUUUAGUGACACAACAAAAUGUAUUUAAGUGUAUAUCUAUUAUGUCGUAGCUAGAACAUAGAAUUGUCCACUUCUUAAAAUGCCUGACUAUUUCAUGAAAAUAUGGUAGCUUGUGAAGAAGGUCUUGAAUGAAGCGAGCCUACGAGGCCGAAUAGAGCGAAGGAGAGGGGCGGAGAGCGAAACAAAACGGUGACCUCCGUAGCGAAACGAAGGUCAAAAUGAAAGGACAUCUUCUGGCGCAACCUAUUUAAAAUACUUAACACUCACUAAUGAAUUUCAUUUCAUGAAAUAGCCUAUUUCAUAUUUCAUGAAAUAGUCGAUUACUUUAUGACAUGAGCGAUUCUACUCGUACGAUUCGGCAUAACAUAAUGAUACUAUUAGUAGAUUAAUAAAUAAUUUAUGUGCCUUUGGCGAUUUAAAGAUAUUCAUAUUGUCAUUAUUUCAUAUUGAUGGGGACUAGAAAAUAUACCAAACUAUACCUGCCCUAAGCACCUUUAGCGGACCUACAAUAAGUGGGACUUUGAGUUUAUACUUACCUAUAUAAAAUUAUUUUCAUACAAGCUAUGAACAUUAAACUAUUAAAAUCUUUUAGGUCCAUCUUUAAAUUAGUAAAAGUUGUGAUAUAGAAAAUAUUAAAAUAGAAAUAAGCAUGCAUCUUAAAGAUUGACCAAUUGUAUAAGUUUGUUCAUUAGUAAUUCAAAGCAAACAGAUGUGCCAAAUUUUAUGCAUAUUAUUAUUACCUAAGAUCAAAGAUGAGUCAAAAUCCUUCCAGUAUUUUUAUGUGUCUCGUAUUUAUUUAGAAAUUUUCAAAUUUCAACAUUUUGUCAAAAGUGGGCGGGUGAUUGCAACUGAACUUUUGUACAAUUUUGUCUACUUCAACAAUGCGGUCUUAGAUACUUAGGCCAAGUAUUUAUUUAGAAUACAUAAUUUAGUGAAAUUAAAAGAUGGGGUGUUCAAAGAUCUAUCAGCUUUAAUUUAUUGGAGUCAUACUUCAUACCCUGUCUUAGUUUGUAAGAGUUAAACUUUAGCAGUCUCAUAAAAAAGAAAGUGCAUCUACGCAUUAAGACUUACACUUAUAACCAAUUUUUCCUUAACUGACAUAAAAGGUACUACUUUUGCUAUUUAGCCAUUGCAGUUUAGCCAUGUAUAGUUAUUAGGUAAUCAUUGUGGAACAAUAAUCCCCAAUACGCAUUUCCAGACAUUUCACGCGACGUCACUCUCGCGACCGGGCCUGUUUCGUCCGCACUAUACAGUCCGCAGUAGCCAGGGCAAAACACGGGCAACGCGACGUCGCGCGAUAUUUUGGGGGGCACGUUGCGUGGGCGAUUUAUCUCCUUAUGAAAACACUGCUAGCUCCGGUAUACGCUUAAACGAAGCAGAGCGGAGAUGCGUUCAAUCAUCCAAUCAAAUUUUUGAGAAAUGACGUGAUAUUUUCUCUUACGGUAUCUACUGAGAAAAUGAUUGUCACCUCCGCCUAUCUCCGCUAAGGAUACCGGACCUAAGCCAUGUAUUCAUUAGGCAACAAAUCGCCCUCGACUGUCUCCAGAUACAUCGCGCGACGUCGCGCGUCGCCAACUUUGCACAUGUCUGGCUGGCUGAAUUUUUAUUAUUUGCCAUCAUAGAGUCUGCAGUAUUAAGAACCUAAUUUGUGAAAAUUAUAUCUUGCUACCUAUCAUGGCUGAAGCUGUAAGCCUCUGCACGGACGGACGGACAGACAGCCAUAGACUUACUUACUUUACCCUUUGAAUACGGAAGCUUAAAAACCAUUUCCAUCGUUUCUCAGAGAAGGUUUCUGUGAUUUAUAAAUUACCGUUUUAAGUCAGUUUAGGAUAAAUAGAUAAUACUUACGUAGAUUGAAUUCAAAAUUGUAUAAUUUUCGUAGAUACUUACUUAGUUUAAGAGUAAGCCUGAAUUUGUAGUGUUUUCAUUUUAUUGAUGGGACCGUAGAAGUAUUGUUUUUCUAUCAAAAGUCAAACUAGAGAUAGAAAAUUUUCCAUUUAAAAGUUCAAUGUCGUGUAAAGGUUAAGUUUAAUGUUUAAUCGGAAUGACCGUGGCUUAACCGAGUUUCCUUAUAACAAAGUCAAACAUAACGGCCCCUGUUAUUAAGGUAGGUAGGUAUUUAAAAUUUUAUUGUACCAAAAGUCGUACCAGUUAUGUAUUGGACUAUGUAAUGUAUUAAAUGGAUAUGAUCCAAAUAUAUUUUAUAAAAAUAUGUACAAUCUACGUAAAUUGUUGUGAAUGUACAAAAUAUUUUGUAGUUUAGCUUCUUUAUACCAAUUUUAUAGAAUAAUCGUAAAAAUGCGACCCAGGCGAAAAGAAUUCUUUUAUUUUGAGAUAAUUUUUGACACCGUAUUUCCAGAUUGGAUGAAUUUUUCAAUUUUAGAAAAAGAUUUUCAUUGAAAAUGUUGGAAUAAAACUUACAGCUAGCAUACCUACCUAAAUUUUGUACAAACACAUUUCACGCGUUCCUUAAAAUUGAGGCACAGUCACGUCGAGUGAGUACUUACCUAUUUAUGAAUAGUUAAUUUUAAAGCCUGAGCAAUAUUUAUUCAUACUUUCCGUAGUAAACAUAUCUAAAUUACAUGCAACGUAGCCACUGAGGACUGCGGAAUAAACAUCUAUUUUCCUCUCAAAAUCUCAUAUUAGUAAAUUUUAUACCCAACUUAUUGAUGUAAGUAACUAAUUUAACAUUUAAGUAUUAGUUUUACUAAUGCUGUCAUUUAGUUAACUCAGGAUUGCAUGUAGUACCUAUUCACAGGUCAUUUUAUUUUUGAAUGCUUUGAUUUUUGUCUAGUCUAAACUCCUAGAGUACUUAUCUAGAAUUUUUGAAAUACUUAUAUAGAAUAACUAUGUAUUACCUAGACAGUCUCUUGUGAGAGAAUACAGUUUCCGAAUCCCGUGAAACGUAGGUAGAUUAAAGAAACAAUUUUUAUUUGGGUUGGAUUUAUUAAAAAAUCAAAAUGGAGAGGACGGAUAAAAAAUCAAAGAUGAUAUCAUAUAUUUUAUAAAUUAUCUUAAAUACAAUUUACAAAUAUAUAAAUGUAAGUACUAGAUCCCGCUUACAUUACCUAAUAUAAAGUAUCUGUUUGUAAACAAUUAUAAUUUUAUUUUUGUGUACUUAUAUUAACAUCGCCACGUGACGCUAUUAUAAAAUAAUUUUAUUUGGACCCUUAAUUUUUAUUAGACCGUUAGGUAUGUAUACUACUAGUAGUGUUUAUUCCUACCUAACGUCUGGCAGAUAUAGGAAUAAAAUAUUAUGAAGAAAUGUGUUACAAAUUACAAAUAAAGCAUUCAAAUAACGUGGCUGUUAAAGUUUUAAUUUUGAGUAAAAUGUCUGAGCAUCAAUCAGGGGCCGAAGCGGCGCGGGCGCCGCUGUUUUUAGUUCAAUGAAAAAUUAGGUCAUUAAUUAAUGAAUGAUUGAAAAUGAAAAGCUUAUCUCGCUGAUAUAUUAUAUAUUUUGUACUUAACUGUAUUAAAAUUAUGAUAUUCAUAAAU
Messenger RNA from Maniola jurtina (meadow brown), 6151 nucleotides. RefSeq names its product G protein-activated inward rectifier potassium channel 3 (gene Irk1). Gene Ontology annotation, molecular function: inward rectifier potassium channel activity. Gene Ontology annotation, cellular component: plasma membrane. The transcript is spliced from 9 exons. Gene Ontology annotation, biological process: regulation of monoatomic ion transmembrane transport; potassium ion import across plasma membrane. The record is from RefSeq and is a predicted model, not a curated record. The coding region runs from base 634 to 2514 and encodes 626 amino acids. Lineage: Eukaryota; Metazoa; Arthropoda; Insecta; Lepidoptera; Nymphalidae.